AUGGCUGCCAACUUAGUUUUUAAGCUCGUCAUUUUUUUAAUAUUUUUGAACUUCUCAAGUCAGUUUUUGGCAUUUAGAUUGUUUACAAGUAUUGUUAAGAGUAAUAUCUACAAAGAGUGUUAUGGAUUGAAUGAGGAUGGUGCGAUUUCAACGACAUACGAAUCGACUUUUUUCAGACAGCAUGUCAAUAUUCACCGAACAAAAUAUGAUUCGAAAUUCAAAGUUCCAUUUGCAGUGAAUAAACCGUCUAAACAUGGAUCUAUUUGUUUAGCACUUCCUUCGAAACCUUUUAAGGUUGAUCUGACCAUAUGUGUUGACGUAUCACCAAAUCCUGGUCCUGAAACAUCAAAAAGGAUCAAUUUUGGAACGGAAAAUUUAAUCACCGUCGGAGCGUCGUCACGGUCGCCUACAUUUAUACGUAGUCUUCGAUUCUCUCAGUUGGCCAAAUACAUCGACGAACAUACAUAUUCUCUCCUUCGUUAUUUUGAAAUCCUGAAACCUUACGUAGUGGGACAAGUUAAACAACGAAAAAUUGCUAAUAACAUUAACAAUAAUGUAAUUAAUAUUCAUCCCGUGUAUGGUCGACGAAUUUGCAUAUCUCAACCAGCUACAGACCUCCGUUCACAUAUUCUGUAGAAUUGCGACUCUAUUGUUAGUCAUAACUCAACCGAGCAGCAAACUCCUUGUAUAAAGAUUGCAACUCCAGAAACUACAUCAGUUUCAGACUCUGCCGACACGGAUUCGCGUAAUAUAGAUGCUUCAACAUCAACAGUUUCUCACAUUUCAACAAGACGCCAUUCUAAUCCCGGUUCGAAUCUUAAAAUAGUUCAUGUAAACAUUCGUUCAUUGCGUAACACAGAUCAUCUCAUUCAAGUCAGAGAAUUUGCUAAAUCUGAGAAUAUAGAUGUGCUUACCAUCUCCGAAACCUGGCUAAACUCGACUGUAACAAACAAAGAGAUAACUAUCGAUGGCUACAAACUACACAGACUCGACCGUUUACAUAAGAAAGGAGGGGGAGUUUGCUUAUACAUUCGGAAUGACAUUAAGGCAAAUAUUUUGAAAGAUAUUUCGCAUAUUUCUGACUGCAAUUUCCACCAACUAUGGCUACAACUUCAGUAUAAGAAGUUAAAAUCACUCGUGGUUUGUGCAACGUACCGUCCUCCCGACUGUCCACUCACCUGUCUCCAGUCUCUUCUAAAGCCCAGCUAUAUUACAGCUCUAUCAAUGAACAAACCCAUAAUCAUCCUCGGUGAUCUUAACUGUAAUACACUAAAAGAAUGUCCUGAAAACAAGGCGCUCACUGAUAUUUCAAUAGAAUUAAACCUAACCCAAAUUAUUACCACACCAACCAGAAUCACAGACCGCAGCCAGUCACUUAUUGAUGUUAUUCUCAUUUCCAACCCUGACCUGGUAUGCGACAGUGGCGUCAUCGACACAGCGAUAAGUGACCACCUCCCCGUCUUCGCCACGUUGAAGUUGAGACUACCCAAGCCUCCUUCACGUUUCAUCACUGUGCGCAGUUUUAAAAACUAUGACCCUUCGUUGUUCUCUGCUGCCCUGGCCUCCAACUCUAGCAACUUGUUAUCCAUAUUUACUAAACCUGAUGUUGACUCGAAAUUAGCAACAUUCAACAGUGUUCUUCUUUCCACCCUUGAAGCUCAUGCUCCUGUCAAGCGUAUCAAGAUCCGUAGCCGUCCUUGUCCCUAUGUCACCACUGAAAUUAAAGAUCUCAUGAAUACCAGGGACCGAAUACUUCGCCGUUUCAAAACUACACGUGACGACAAUGACUGGCAUAUCUAUAAGGAAGCUCGGCAAACGGUAAAAACCACACUAAGAAACGCAGAGAGAAACUACAUCCGUAAUGAGGUACAAACUCACAAAGAUAAACCGGGUUGUCUUUGGAAAAUUAUUAAUAAAGUUAUACCAUCCAAAGAGAGACCCACUCUAACAUACGGUAAAGACCAUAAAUCGGUAGCAGACGAUUUCAACCAGUUCUUUUCGUCAGUAGGGAGAAAAACAGCUGAAGAAGCUACCAGGCUAGCUUUGGAAAAUAAUAUUAACAUUUCCACCACCAGCCUUCCAUCCACACCACCUGUAAAUUCCCCUGACGACCUGUUCUAUUUCCGUCCUGUUACCUGCACAGAAGUACAAAAUAUUAUUCUAUCUAUGCCCUCCAACAAAUCUCCUGGUCUCGAUAAGAUCAAUAUGCGGGUCAUUAAAGAUUCGUUACCUGUUAUUUUAGGUCCCCUAACAGACAUAAUCAAUUGUUCCCUCAACACAUCUACAUAUCCCAAAGCAUGGAAAAAGGCUGAAGUUAUACCUCUGUUAAAAGAUGGUGACCAUGAGCAAGCUUCAAACAAUCGCCCUCUUUCGCUUCUACCCGUUGCUUCUAAAGUCUGCGAGAAAAUUGUGCUCAGUCAAUUCAACACGUACUUAACGAGAAACAAUCGUUUGUCCUCCCACCAAAGUGGCAACAAGAAACACUUCUCCACAGAAACACUGUCUAUUUUUGUGAAUGACACUAUUUUGAAAGCGAUGGAUAAUAAGAAGUUAACUGCACUUGUGCUUUUAGAUUUGUCUAAAGCAUUUGACAGUGUCAAUCACAAUAUCCUACUUCAAAAAUUGGAACGCAUCGGAGCGUCUAAACCCUCAUUGAGAUGGUUUGGUAGCUACCUAAAUGGACGAUCACAAGUAGUACGUAUUGGUUCAACUUCAUCUUCUCCCCUUAACCUCACCCACGGCGUACCACAAGGAGCGAUACUUUCACCCUUACUCUUCUGCAUAUACAUGAAUGAUCUCCCACUAUCACCACGCAGUAGCUCCCUUGAAUCAUACGUUGAUGACUCCAAGGUUUUCCUAUCCUUUCCGAUUAAAGACACUACUUCCACCAAAGCGAAUCUGGAAGAAGACCUUUGUCUUGUAGCUAAAUGGUGUUCGACUAAUCAUUUAUUGAUCAACCCAGAGAAAACCAAGUUUCUUCUUAUUGGCACACCCCAGUUGUUAAAAGAACUACCUUCGUCAAUGACUCUCUCAUUCCUAGGUAAAGACAUUAUUCCUGUGUUCAGUGCAAAAGAUCUGGGAGUUACCCUAGAUUCGCAUUUAUCGUACAACGAACAUAAAAAUCUUGUCUCAUCGUGUACUGCAAAACUUUGUCAAAUUAACAGAGUGAAAGACAGUUUUGAUAAAGAAACGCUCAAACUCAUCAUUUCAUCACUUGUUAUCAGUAAAUUAUUCUACUGUUCUUCUACAUGGUCCAAUACAUCUUCCACAAACAUUAGCAAGCUCCAAGCAGUACAGAACUUUGCAUGCAGGAUUAUUACAAACACUAGAAAGUUUGACCACAUCACUCCUGCGCUACGUCAGAUUAGUUGGCUACCUGUCAAAGAACAACUUAUUCUCAGAGACUCAAUUAUGACGUACAAAUGCAUGAACUCACUUGUCCCACAAUAUUUAAGCGAAAAAUUUUCGAAACGAUCUUCGAUACACAGCAGACUCACGAGAAACCAAGAUACGCUGCAAAUCCCUUUCAACCGAACCGCCACUGGACAACGUUCCUUUCACUACAGGGCUGUUAAUCUUUGGAAUGGCCUGGAUGAAAAUAUCAAAGAAGCAAGAUCUCUCCGCCAUUUCAAGAAGUUAAUGAAAAACAAUCU
Paramuricea clavata is the source of this 3653-nucleotide messenger RNA. Lineage: Eukaryota; Metazoa; Cnidaria; Anthozoa; Malacalcyonacea; Plexauridae. The record is from the annotation of a GenBank genome assembly.